UCAGAGCGGAUCUUUUUUUCCUCUUUGUUCGUUUUCUGGAUUGACUUUAUUUUCUUUUUUCUAUUUUUCUUUUUCCCGACACGGAGACUUUUAGUCCUUGCCUGAUCCAAGUGCUGCCUGUCGACGCCUGCCCAUCCUCGCUGCCGACAAUCCAAUACGCACCCCAAGGACUCUUCCAUCCAGCCAAAGCCGCGCGCGCCCCAUCGUCUCGCGUCCUCUCCCGUUCGAACAAAGCCCCACGGCACCUCGCCCCCAUUUUUUUUUUUUUUUUCAUUUUCAAUCACUCCCCGCUUUUUCUUUUUUCCCGCAUUGUGCACUCUGCGUCGCAAAAUGUUUCACCAACUCACGCCGUUGUUGGAGCACAAGCUGGAGAGUCUGACACCUGUGACGGUUGUCUCCGAGACUGCCUCGACGCCAGCCACCGCGACGCCAGCCACCGUGGCCCCAGCCACAAAGCUGGUGCCCGCAUUUGAAGUCACCGACGACGAAUCAGGCGACGCGUCGUGCCCAGCGCCCGUCACGUAUCUGGACUUGUCGCGCAAAAAGCUCAAGACCCUGCCGGCCAGCGUGCUCGAGCACCGUUCCACGCUGCAAGUGUUAAAUCUGAGCCACAACCAGCUCUCCGAGUUGCCGCCAGAGCUAUUCGAGCUAACCGAGCUACGCUCGCUGAAUAUAUCCAACAACCCGAUCGCCUCGUUGCCCGACACGUUUGAGCGCUUGCCGCAGCUGCGUACAUUGACGUGCAACAACAUGGCGCUCACCACCGUGACGGACAACCUGGUUCGGUGCCGCCAGCUCGUGUCGGUCUACUUUGGCGGAAACCAGCUCAAAGAGUUUCCCCUCGUGCUCUGCUUCAUCACCACCCUCAAGUACCUGUACAUUGGCGCCAACCAAAUCCACUCGCUGCCCGCUGAAAUCUCGCAGCUUUCCGAGCUCGAGGUGCUGUAUCUUGGCGGCAACAAGCUCGAGCGACUGCCCGCGCAGAUUGGCUUGCUGAAGAAGCUGAAUGUUCUCUUCCUCGGUGACAACUCGCUCGUCGAACUGCCUGUUGAGAUCACCGAUCUCGACAGCCUCAUGACAUUGAACGUGCACAGCAACAAGCUGUCGGCGCUGCCCAUGGGCUUGCUCCAACUUCCUCGGCUCGAGGAGCUCUCGCUGCGAAACAAUCCCCUUGUGACAGACUUUGUUCGCACCAUCCCACUCACGCCUCCGUCGCUGAAAGAGCUUGCCGGUCGCGUCAUCAAGAACCAGGAAAUCCCCUACAGCAAGGAGACUCUUCCUCUCGAUCUUGUCGAACUGCUCAACACUGGCCGCGUUUGCGAAAACCCCAACUGCCGUGGCGUCUACUUUUCCGACCGCUGCGAGAGCGUUCAAUUUGUUGAUUUCUGCGGCAAGUACCGCGUGCCCUUUAUGCAGUAUCUGUGCUCGCCGCGUCACGCCGACUCUGAUUAUUCCGCCAAGCGCAGGGCAGACGAAGCCCUCGCCAGCGAGCAAGCAGCGCGAAAUGCUACGGCUAUGCGCAUGCAGGCUUUGCGCGACGAGCUCGAGGCUGGGCGUCUCGCAACGGAGGUCAAUCUGGACCUUUCCUUGCAGGAUUUGGGCGCCUCCCUUUCAUCGUCGUCGUCAUCGUCAUCAGCAUUAUCAUCAUCAUCAUCAUCAUCAGCAUCAUCAUCAUCAGCAUCAUCAUCAUCAGCAGCUGCUGCGGCUGCACCGACUGACGUACGACUGUCAGCAGCGUCCUCGUCCUCGUCCUCACCGUCAGCCUCCGAACCCAGCACGUCUUCCCCAGCACCUCUCCGAGAGCUCAACUCGCUCGAGUUGCGACUCCUCAAGCUGGUGGAAAACGAAGCGUGGAUUCCCGUAUAGCCCUGUGCCAAUUUUCGUUUCAAAGCUUUUGGAUUAAGACUUGUUGAUAGCUCCUUUGAUUUCCUGCCAUUAAACUAAUGUAUUGUGUUACUUGCGC
This is a messenger RNA of Capsaspora owczarzaki ATCC 30864, 1963 nucleotides long. RefSeq names its product leucine-rich repeat containing protein. The coding region runs from base 331 to 1866 and encodes 511 amino acids. Gene Ontology annotation, molecular function: protein binding. The record is from RefSeq and is a predicted model, not a curated record. NCBI's taxonomy places the organism in Eukaryota, Filasterea, Ministeriida, Capsasporidae. The transcript has a single exon.